This is a messenger RNA of Orbilia oligospora ATCC 24927, 3666 nucleotides long. RefSeq lists its product as uncharacterized. The record is from RefSeq and is a predicted model, not a curated record. The transcript has a single exon. NCBI's taxonomy places the organism in Eukaryota, Fungi, Ascomycota, Orbiliomycetes, Orbiliales, Orbiliaceae. Bases 1 to 3666 code for a protein of 1221 amino acids.
AUGGGUAAUACCCACUCCGCCCAAGCCCCGCGCCGUAACAAAUCCUCCACUCACUCACGGCACCCCUCCUCCCCCACCACAUCUAAAAAAUCAUCCUCAUUUCGUCCUUCUUCUAGUAGAAUUAACAAUAAACUAUCAAAACCAAAAGUUGGUGGCGAAUCGCCCCCUGCUAUUCCGAUACCUUUGCCAGCAUCUCUAAGCAGACGAAACUCAAAAGCAUCGAUACGAAAUAUUUUACCAGACCGUGCCAAUUUAAAUUCAACAGAUGGCGGGACAAUACCAUACCCUCGUCCGCCAACUAGAUCCGGUAGUGUGGAUCUAUCACGGCAGGACAGCUUCACAGGAGGAGCGCAACAGGGAUGGAGUAAUCACCCUUCGCGGAAAGCGAGUCGGGAAACUAUAAACGGACCGGGUGGGCCUGGUAGUAGUGCGACUCCAUCACUUGGAGCCGUAUGGCUGGAAAGAAGACGGAGUCUUGUCCACGAUCCGAUGAAUAAACCCGGUUCACCGCCUACGAACACCAUGAGCCCUGUCUCGUAUAUUAGGCCCAUGACUGCUCCUGCGGUCGAAAAUAGCAGCUUUGAUGUGUCUCCACUGCUGGAACCAGAUGAUUUAAGGCCGCCUCCAACGGCUUCUUCUACGGCUAGUUUCCAUUCAGCACUGCAGAGUCCAACGAGGAUACAGCUUACGCCUUCACCUACAAAGUUCUUAAAUAGCCAACAGCAGCAGCAGCAGCAAGGUCAUACACCGCCCUCAUCUUAUAAUCCCGAACCUUCACAUGUUCCGGUAAGAAGACGCUCGCUGCUACAAGCCGCUGCUCCAGGUACGGCUACAAGACCGAAAGUGCAAGAGCCAGAACCAAAUGACAUGCUAGACAUGGACGAUAAUCUACUAUUCGUGCCCAAAUCCAGGUUCACAAAUAUCAACACCGAUGGUGCCCGCCCUGAAACGCCCCAAGAUCAAGGAACUCUAGGUAGCCUAAGAAAGGGGUCUCUAUUUGUGGCUAACGGUGCUCCAAGUCCCAUCCCAAGCUCACCGUCUCUGAGGGCUACUAGUGGCGGCAGCCAAAGGCCUAGGGACAGCUCAUUACUCAGUCUCCCUCCUGUUUCUGCAACCACUAACCCUGAAGCUGUCGACAACUGGGAAGUGGAGACCCCUCAGACUCCUACGAUGGCCGAAAGUUUCGCAAUAAAGAGAAAGCCUGUAGGGGCUUCUUCGCUUCCUUCUUCACCACAGUCUGGGAAGAGGCCGGUUAUUCAAGUAGAUACGAGUGCAUCCGCAAAUCCUAACCGACAGAGUCUACGGCUUGUACCUCCUUCGCCCGACACCGAAGCUCCAGAUACCGCACAAACUAUUAAGCCUCGGAAUCUGGUAAUCGAUGGAGAUGAAGAUAGUACGGAUGAAGAUCCACACAGGCGUCAUUUGUUCAACUAUGGUCUUCGCAACAAGCAGUUUUUGAAUGGACAAUUCCAGCCAAGUCCUUCCUCUGACUAUUCCAAUACGAAUCCAUCUGCGGUUCCCUCCGCUGCGGCUUCUGCUAAACCAGGGCUCUCAAGAUCUCCGUUUUCAUUUGAGGGUGCUAAGUUGCUAGACGCUCCAGAUUCUAAUAAGACAGAGGUCCAGAGUAACGAGGGACUUGACGCUAGGAUUAGUGCUGCAGAGCUAGAACAAUCUAAGCCGAAGCCUUUGGUUAUUAGGAAAUCUCUUCUACAUGCAGGAAUUGCUUCCCAAGCGGGCCCACCGACAAUUGACUGUAAUAAUACCACACAAGCGGCGGAAGAGAAACUCGCAACUAGCUCGGAUGCAUCCGAUGUCUCGUCAGACCAGAGUCAAGCCAGUCAAACCAAAACUGCUGAUAGUGGGUAUUCCUCAGCUGGAAGUGCUGUAUUACCACCAGAUAACCAUUCGAGGAAAGCAAAGCACCGACAAUCGGCACCCGAGCAGAUUGCAAUUGAGUUUCAUAACCAAUACCCAGAAAUGAGGCCAGCAACAAGUCAUAAUUCUGUGGGGCCAAACAUUGCAACUUCGGUUGUUAACGUCCCUUAUUCUUCAGUGAGGAAUAGAACGCCGCCUACAUUACAAGCCCCUCCCCCCAGAGUUUCGAAGAACAAAGGGAAGCAAUACCCGCCUACUCAGCCAGCACAUAAAUUUGAGAACGCUGCUCUGGAAGACGCUGAUGAAUCGGGGCAAAAGAAGCCAAAACGAAAAAGACGUCUCAGCUUCAAACGUCUAUCUUGGAAAGGUGACAAGAAGCCAGAGGUCGAGGCCCCGGAACAGAAUACUGGAGAAUCCAGCGAAGCUAUUACGAUUGACGAACCCGAACCCCCAAAACCUUCUCACAACUAUCUUCCACCCCUCAACAUUGGUAGCGCUGUCGAACCUGAACAUACACAGUAUCAGCUUCAACCACAACCCGAAAGACAACAAAGCUUUACUAGUAGUGUUAGAAGCGGGCUACAGUCUAUCGGAUAUGCGCCUGAAGCAGCAUCGCUCCCAACUUCUCCGGUGGAGCCGUCCUAUCAUGAACCUAUGGCAAUUACUUCCUCUACACCUUCGCGUGCAGUUCUAGCUCUGAGAUCCUCUGAAUCCGUAUCGUAUACUGGAGCAGCGUAUUACCAGCGCUUUAACACUCCUUCCCCGGUGCCCGGAAACGUCCCUAACACAGCAGCGCAAAACACUCCUUCACCUCCUGCCCCACAGCCGGUACAGCCUGUACAGCCUGUACCGCAGAAGAUGAAUAUUCCAGAACGGCAGCCGUCCCUUCCUCGACACACUACUCCACCAUCGUCGUAUAAACCUCCACCAGGCAGAUACUCAAUGGAAGACAACAACCGUCAACCACCCCCACUCCCACCACCGCAAGCGCCACCUCAACCUCAACAGCAACGUUCCGACAACAUGCAAGUACGCCGUCGCCCAUUAGGAAACUCGGCGAUUAAGUCUAACCCACAAUCACCGGUUUCAACGACACCACCUUGGAACUCUAAUCCCUCAGCCAGCGCCGCUAGCAUCGGAUCUGUCCCUCGAGUUUCAAGAACGAACUCUAUGAAUAGCCAGUAUUCUUACAACACCCAAAGCGGAUAUUACCAACCAAAUAGCAAUCAACAAGCCCAACGAUCCGACUCGAUGAGAAGUGGUAGACCAAGAUAUUCACAAAAUCACGGGCCUCAAUCACAACAAGGCCAGGGAUACCAAGGCAGCAGCCACAACAACAACAACGGGGUAUUACCAUUUGCUACAGGUCAGCCACGCCGACAAAGAAGUACAAGCUCGGGGGGGUCCGUGGGACCCGGUGGAUACCCCCAUUUAGGACAAGAUCAUAAUUCUGAUAGUGCAAUGUUUGGAAUGGACUUUUGGGAUGGGAUGCAGGUUAAACGAGCCAAUGACCUGGUGAAGAGUUACGGGAGUACGAAUCCUCCGAAUCAUAAUGGAGGUGGUGGUGGGAAUUUCGGGGGUAGUUGGUAUGGGCGGAGGAGAUCGACUGAGCAAGCUAGUGCUAUGGAGCUUCUGUAUGGCGAAAAGGUUGCGGAACGGUAUGCGAGUGUAGAGAUGGAAGAUGAGGGAAGGAGUAGAAAAAGAGAUAGCUUUUGGAAGAAAGCGGCUGGAUCGAUGGGAAGAAGGAGUAAGAGCCAGCAUCGGAGUGGCAAGGAGACUAUGGGGUAUUGA